Phialemonium atrogriseum is the source of this 390-nucleotide messenger RNA. RefSeq lists its product as uncharacterized. The transcript has 4 exons. The record is from RefSeq and is a predicted model, not a curated record. NCBI's taxonomy places the organism in Eukaryota, Fungi, Ascomycota, Sordariomycetes, Cephalothecales, Cephalothecaceae. The coding region runs from base 1 to 390 and encodes 129 amino acids.
AUGGGUUCGUUGCGGUCAGUGACACUUUUUAGACUCCUGUGUAUGACUCUUGGGCUGCUUGUGUUAUGUUUAUCUAGGCAGCGCCGCCUCACGUUUGGCCCAAGUAGUCACCAGAGGGGGUUACUGCACUUGCUCUCGGCGACGAAAACACCGCGAGCAGCAGCAGGAGGAAACAUACCAGGAUUCACAAUCAUUGCCAGUGAUGGCGAUGAGGCCGCGGAUCUCAAAGUUGGAGAUGUAGUUGGCUAUGCUUAUACAUCUACCGGGAGUGGCUUCUUGCCAAUGUGUCUGAGCCAUCUGGAGAACAGAAAUAUCAAGACGAAGCGGAGCGGCGAUGGCGAGAGACUUGCCGGCUGGGACGGAGGCUCUCACAAGCUGCAAGAAGGCUAG